AUGCCAUUUCAACAGCAUUUUGAGAAGGGAAUCUGGAUUCGAUACGACCUCAAGGACAGUGAGGGUCCGCGUUAUCAGCUCCAAUUUUCAAGACACAACGUGUCCGACUGGAAGAACCCCUAUCCAGAUGGAGAGUGGGCUGUACGUAUCGAUGACCAGGCCCUCAUACCUGCAAGCUUGAUGGACGCGGACGAACUCCGAUACCAGAAAUGGUUCAGACAGCGGUAUCCAGGAAUGAGAGACGUUGUUGAUAACAAGGACUACCUGAGCAAAGAAUUUCUCAGCGAUCCUGAUCGUCUCAAAGUGCCCGCCGACUGGCUUUUCCAUCAGGCUCACUGCAUCUUGGCUCUCAGAAGAUACUGGAAGGCGAAGGAGAGCGGCCACCAUGUCUGCCCGCGGGACAUUGAUCACAAACACAUUCAUCAUUGUCUAGAUUCUCUCGAUGAAUGGUUCUUCAUUGACGGGGAUAUGAGGAAGCCGCCUCCAAAGCCUAUAGAUUACGAGGCGGAAUGGUCUUUGGUAUGGAAAACCAAAGUUUGCUGGUAG
Colletotrichum phormii is the source of this 546-nucleotide messenger RNA. RefSeq lists its product as uncharacterized. The record is from RefSeq and is a predicted model, not a curated record. Lineage: Eukaryota; Fungi; Ascomycota; Sordariomycetes; Glomerellales; Glomerellaceae. Bases 1 to 546 code for a protein of 181 amino acids. The transcript has a single exon.